UACCGAAGAAGGCCGGCCGUUGCUCGAAAUCCAUGUAGGCAUUUAAUAGGGCCCUUUUUUCUCUACCUCUGUAAAAAAAAAAACUGCGAUGCCAUUCUGUCUUCGCCUCACUUCUCGUAGUUUCACUCUAGCUGGUCCGAUCACCGUGAGCCGCCAACCCAUCGCUCCCCCGCACUUCCGCUUUACACGUGUGGUCGCCGCCGGUUCAGACAUGGCCGCUAGCACAGUCCGAGUUGCCGCCGCCCAGAUGACCUCCGUUAACGAUCUCGCCGCCAAUUUCGCUACAUGCUCUCUCCUUGUCAAAGAAGCAGCGUUGGCUGGGGCAAAAUUGCUUUGCUUUCCCGAAAGCUUCUCUUAUGUGGGUGCCAAGGAUGGGGACAGUGUCAAGAUCGCAGAACCCUUAGAUGGACCAAUUAUGCAAAAGUAUUGCUCUCUAGCAAGAGAGUCCAGCAUUUGGCUGUCACUUGGAGGCUUCCAAGAAAAAGGACCUGAUGAUGAACACCUAUGUAACACGCAUGUUGUGAUUGAUGAUGCUGGGAACAUCAGAAGCACUUAUCGGAAAAUACACUUGUUUGAUGUGAAUGUUCCUGGCGGAAGAGAAUACAAGGAAAGUAGCUUUACAGAAGCAGGAAGGGAUAUUGUUGCUGUAGACAGCCCCAUUGGACGUUUGGGCCUAACAGUUUGCUAUGAUUUGAGAUUCCCAGAGCUUUACCAGCAGCUUAGAUUCCAACAUGAUGUGCAGGUCCUAUUGGUUCCCGCAGCUUUCACUAAAGUGACUGGUCAGGCACACUGGGAGAUUCUUCUUCGUGCUCGUGCAAUUGAGACUCAAUGUUAUGUUGUAGCUGCUACACAAGCUGGAAUGAACAAUGAUAAAAGAGAAAGCUAUGGUGACUCAAUAAUAAUUGAUCCAUGGGGAACUGUAGUUGGUCGACUGCCUGAUCGAUUGUCAACAGGAAUUGCUGUAGCUGAAAUUGAUUUCUCACUAAUUGAUUCAGUAAGAGCGAAGAUGCCAAUUGCCAUGCAACGGAAGCCAAUUGACUUCUGGAAAUCAGCAUCUCAAUAAAUUGUGGACCUGGCAUAUAAAUCAUGCAUCUGCUGCCAUCCAGGUGAUAUGCCAGAGCCAUUUCAAGCUUUCGUGAACUUUUAUGUAAGAAGAAAGAGCAACUUGCUUGGUUUAUGGGAGAUAAUGUUACUUGGCGAUCUGAAUUGGCAUAAUUACCUUUGUCAGAGACUCGGCGAGCUAUUAAAUAUGUAUUGUCCCUACAAAUGCAUUUGUCUAUACAUAAAUUUCUGGAUUAUUACGUU
Juglans microcarpa x Juglans regia is the source of this 1305-nucleotide messenger RNA. RefSeq names its product deaminated glutathione amidase, chloroplastic/cytosolic. The record is from RefSeq and is a predicted model, not a curated record. The transcript has 9 exons. The coding region runs from base 89 to 1063 and encodes 324 amino acids. Lineage: Eukaryota; Viridiplantae; Streptophyta; Magnoliopsida; Fagales; Juglandaceae. Gene Ontology annotation, molecular function: hydrolase activity, acting on carbon-nitrogen (but not peptide) bonds, in linear amides.